Rotaria socialis is the source of this 1143-nucleotide messenger RNA. The record is from the annotation of a GenBank genome assembly. Lineage: Eukaryota; Metazoa; Rotifera; Eurotatoria; Philodinida; Philodinidae.
AUGGAUCGCUGGAACAGAGUUAAACGUAAAGUUCCAACUCGACGUACAGUGGCACGUUUUUCUUUCGCACUACUAUUAAUAUGGCUAUGCCAUCAACGAGUAGCAAAACUGGAUUUCAUCCGAAUGACUCAUCAUGGCUUUGCUUUAUCCGGCAAUGUUGACACCACUUAUUCUUCGAUACAUUAUGAUCCACUAAAAGCGAAUCUUGGUUUGAUAUUUUUUCGUCAUCUAAUUCAUGAUAAUGAUUCUCAUGAACAUGUCAAUGACGAAAAUCUAUGUUCAUUAAUGCAUUUCUUCAUUCAACAAGCAACUCUCAACAAUCGACCAGUUCAAUUUUCAACAGGCAUUUUUAUUCUCUAUGAUUCGACUGGGCGAUUUUUUCCACGGCUGAUGAUGGCCAAAAAUGCUCAAAUACACAGUGACGAACAUCGUUCCGGUUAUAUGCUUCGUCUCAAACAUUUUGCUAUUGAUGCAAUACUAUCAAUACGAGAAAGAUUUUCAGGUCGUCGAUAUUCGAAUGCCUUACCUUUUAUUUAUUUACGCGGCGAUGAAUCAUCCCAUUUUCAUGAACGCGGCACCAAAUACGAACGACGACAUGUCUAUCCUGCUUAUGGUGCAGACAUUCGACAUGGUUGCCUACCAAAUCAUUUCGGUCAUAUUUUAUUUGGCCAAUUGAAAAGUCUAUCCAAUUCAGUAGAUCCUCAUUAUCGAGGUGAUCGUAUCUACAUGAAACCUGAAGCAUAUGGUUUGCAACAAUUUCCACAUUACAUUGCACAUGGUGGCCACUAUAUUCGAUCUAAGCUGCAACUUAUCUUUUGUCAGUGGGCAGAUAGUUGGAAUUUUAAAUUUUGCUUGCGGACUGUCGCCUUUCACGAAUGGACCGAUCGUAUCUGGACAAAAAAAUGGGAACACAUAUUGAGCACUAUGAUUCAUGUCGAACGUCGUCCAUUGCGUGAUCAAGCUUCGUUGCAUGGUAUUCAUGAAAUGUAUCGACAGACGCUUCAGUUUCCUACACAGUCAAAUGUCGAGAAAUUUCGUACGGAACUCGAACAUCACUACGGUUCUGAUAUCAGUGCACGAAAAGGCAACGAAAUCAUUCUAACAACAGAAGAACUAUUAAAUAGCCAAGCGACAUGUGAUUGA